AUAAUAUUACAGGUAUAAUUACUAUUUGUAAAUCACUUAAAUUAAUUUCAGAAAAUAUUAAAUAUCUUUAUGAAAUUAUUGUUAGUGAUCAUGGUUUACCAAAAAAAUCAUCUCAAUUAUAUUUAUCAUUACAAAUAAUAAUUGUAAAUUCUUUUCCACCUGAAAUAGAAUUAUUUCAAUCAAAUAAUAUUAAUGGUACAAUGUUAAAAGUAUAUAAAAAUAAUUUUGAUAAAAAGUAUGAAUUAGAAAUAUAUGAAAAUCAACCACCUGGUACACUAAUUGGUCAAAUUAUAGGAUAUGAUUCAGAUAGAGGUGAAGCUGGUCGAGUUACAUUCAAUAUAAUACAAAGUUUAGUUAGAACAUGUAAUGGAUCAUUAAAAAAAACUGAAGAUACUAUUCUUAUUGAUUCUAAUAGUGGUAUAAUAACUACACUGAGAUCAAUAGAUCGUGAAUUUGAUGGUGAUUUAUUUUUAAUUUCAUUACAAUUUCAAGAUCAUGGAACACCUAUUUACACAGAAUCUAUACAUAUUGAUAUUAAAGUUUUAGAUAUGAAUGAUAAUCCUCCAGUAUUUAUAUUACCUUUAAAUUCAUGUGGUAAAUUAGAAAAAUCAAUAGAGUCAAAUAAUAUGGAAAUAAAAACUUCAUGUACUCAAUUGAAUUAUCAACUAUUAUUACUUGAUAUAUCCAAUCAAAUCUAUAAUAUUACAAUCAUUUUACCUGAAAAAACUAAUCAAGAUAUUUUACAUCCAUUUAUUCAAUUCAAAGCAGAAGAUAUUGAUUUAGGCAUUAAUUCAUUAAUCACUUAUCAUUUAAAAGAAAAUUGUACAAAAUCAUUAAUAACUAAUACAAGACCUAUAAAUCAUCUAUUUGUUAUCGAUGAAUUAAGUGGUUGUUUAAGCUUGAUACGUCGAAUCAAUGAUGAACACCUUUCUACUAAUUAUACAUUUUGUAUUAUAGCUCAAGAUCAUGGUAAAGUUAUACAAUAUAAAAGUAUAAUUAUUGUUAAUAUUGAAAUUAAAUUACAAGAUAAUGAAUCAUUGAUUUUUAUGAAUUAUUCUGUAAAUUCUAUUGGACAAUCGAUUGAUUCAAAAUUAUCAAUGAUAAAUACAUAUGUGGAAAGUGAAGAUUUUAAACAACAACAACAACAACAACAACAAACACUGACACCAGUAAUACGAACUCUAUUGUGUAUUACAACUAUAAUCGGAGGACUUAUGAUUAUUGUUGUAGGCAUAUUGAGUAUUAAACAACCAACAUGGUUAAUAUGUAAUCUAUGCAAGAUUAAUUCAAAAGAGGCAGCCAAAGCUGAGCUGUUACAGUUCCAUGAAGUACACAAUCAAAUUGAAGUGCAACAAAGCCGUAAACAAUAUCUGGACAUCAAGAAAUCAGGUGAUUUAGAAAUGGAAAGGUGUCAGAAUCAUCCACUUCUUUGUGCUAGUGUCAAUACUUCGACAAAUGAUAUUUCAAUCACACAGACACAACCUGUACAAAUCCAUUUACCUCAUGAAUACAAUAUAGAACAAGGUACUCAUCCAAAUAUCACAGAUCCCUUGUUAGCAUACUUUCCAUAUUCUUCGCAAUUUCAUCAUUCAAAUCCACCAGAUCCACCUGUCUUCCUUCAUAUUGUACGAACAUGUGAUAUUUUAGAUGAUCCUGAGUUGAUGAAACCAGUGGUAAAGACUACAACAACUGGACAUAUUGUUGAAAAUGAAGACACAAAGUGUAUUUAUUGUAGUGAGAAACAUGUAGAAAACUGGAAUCAAAACAUAGUUUAAUAUCAUAAGAUGGAAUGAUGUCUAUUUUUCAUUGAUUUUCUGUAGUAUAUUGUACAACAUAGAUUCUGUGAACAAGUA
This is a messenger RNA of Heterobilharzia americana, 1853 nucleotides long. The record is from the annotation of a GenBank genome assembly. NCBI's taxonomy places the organism in Eukaryota, Metazoa, Platyhelminthes, Trematoda, Strigeidida, Schistosomatidae.